Pteropus alecto (black flying fox) is the source of this 5301-nucleotide messenger RNA. Its product is annotated as lysine-specific demethylase 5D. Bases 404 to 5038 code for a protein of 1544 amino acids. Gene Ontology annotation, biological process: chromatin remodeling. NCBI's taxonomy places the organism in Eukaryota, Metazoa, Chordata, Mammalia, Chiroptera, Pteropodidae. Gene Ontology annotation, cellular component: nucleus. The transcript has 26 exons. Gene Ontology annotation, molecular function: DNA binding; histone demethylase activity. The record is from RefSeq and is a predicted model, not a curated record.
GGUGUUCUAUUUGUAUUGUUUUGUGUUCAGAUUGUGAAACUAUUAAUACUUUGAAGCGCCUGGCUUGUAGAAUAUUUCCGCCCGCGCCCCCCGCCCCAUCUCUGGUGGAUUGCUUCUUGUUCUCAGCUCUUAGGGGGCUUAACGUCUCUCAGCUUUGGCGAUAACGCUUGAGAAUCGGUCCGCGGAGUGACACGGGAUGUAAAAAACCCGGAAAAGCUCAAGGGUCAAGAUGGUGGUUAUAAAACCGACCGCUGUGGUGAUCGGUAAGCAGCUACAUGUAUCAAAAUAACUCUGGAAUUUCGUAAAAAUAAGGCCUACUUGGGUCUUAGUUUUUAGGUAGGCAGGAUCAGUGCGCCACUGAGAGAGACCAAAUCAUAUUUUACGUAUUAGCAUCCGAGCUGACAUGGAUUCCGGAACCGACGGCUUCCUACCGCCACCUGAGUGCCCAGUGUUCGAGCCUACCUGGGCUGAGUUCCGAGACCCGCUUGACUACAUCGCGAAAAUCAGGCCCAUAGCCGAAAAAUCGGGCAUUUGCAAGAUCCGACCGCCCGCGGACUGGCAGCCUCCCUUUGCAGUAGAAGUUGACAACUUCAAAUUUACUCCUAGAAUCCAGAGGCUAAAUGAACUAGAGGCUGAGACCAGAGUGAAACUGAACUAUUUGGACCAAAUUGCAAAAUUCUGGGAAUUCCAAGGUUCUUCAUUAAAAAUUCCCAAUGUGGAGCGGAGGAUCUUGGACCUCUACAGCCUUAGUAAGAUUGUGAUGGAGGAAGGGGGCUAUGAAGCUAUCUGCAAGGACAGGCGGUGGGCCCGAGUUGCCCAGCGUCUCCGUUACCCACCAGGCAAAAAUAUUGGCUCCCUGCUAAGAUCUCACUAUGAACGCAUCAUUUACCCCUAUGAAAUGUUUCAGUCUGGAGCUAAUCUUGUGUGUAACACUCACCCAUUUGACAGUGAAGAUAAAGACAAGGAGUAUAAACCCCACAGCAUUCCCCUUAGGCAGUCUUUGCAGCCUUCCAAGUUCAGCAGCUAUAGUCGCCGGGCAAAAUGGCGACAGCCUGAUCCGGUGCCCACUGAAGAGGACAUUAAGAAGAAUCCGGAGCUGAAGAAGUUGCAGAUUUAUGGAGCGGGCCCCAAGAUGAUGGGCUUGGGCCUUAUGGCCAAGGAUAAGACUUUACGGAAGAAAGAUAAAGAAGGGAUCAUAUGCCCCCACGCUAUUACAAUGAAGGAGGAGCCAAGUGGGGAUGGGAAAGUGAUGUUAACAUUGCCCAAGGAGGACUUGAAUCACAACCUAGAGCCUUGCACCAAGAGGACCAGGCGUCUACAAAAGAAUCACUGCAGUGCCCAGUUUAUUGACUCAUAUGUUUGCCGAAUAUGCUCCCGAGGGGAUGAAGAUGAUAAACUUCUUCUCUGUGAUGGCUGUGAUGACAAUUAUCACAUCUUCUGCCUAUUGCCACCCCUUCCUGAAAUCCCCAGAGGGGUUUGGAGGUGCCCAAAGUGUAUAAUGGCGGAGUGUAAAAGGCUCCCUGAAGCCUUUGGCUUUGAGCAAGCCACCCAGGAGUACACUUUGCAGAGCUUUGGUGAAAUGGCUGAUUCCUUCAAGGCUGACUACUUUAACAUGCCUGUACAUAUGGUACCUACAGAACUUGUGGAAAAGGAAUUCUGGAGGUUGGUGAGCAGCAUUGAGGAGGAUGUGACAGUUGAGUAUGGAGCAGACAUUCAUUCUAAAGAAUUUGGCAGUGGUUUUCCUGUCGCCAGUAGCAAAGGGAACCUGUCCCCUGAGGAGGAGGUAAUACAGAUGGAGUAUGCGACCAGUGGUUGGAAUUUGAAUGUGAUGCCUGUUCUGGAUCGGUCUGUUCUCUGCCACAUCAAUGCAGACAUCUCUGGCAUGAAGGUUCCCUGGCUAUAUGUGGGCAUGGUAUUCUCAGCAUUUUGUUGGCAUAUUGAGGAUCACUGGAGUUAUUCCAUUAACUACUUGCACUGGGGUGAGCCAAAGACCUGGUAUGGGGUGCCCUCGCUGGCAGCAGAGCAUUUGGAGGAGGUGAUGAAGAGGCUGACACCUGAGUUGUUUGAUAGCCAGCCUGACCUUCUACAUCAGCUUGUCACCCUCAUGAAUCCAAACACCCUCAUGUCCCAUGGUGUGCCAGUUGUUCGCACAAACCAAUGUGCAGGAGAAUUUGUCAUCACUUUUCCUCGUGCUUACCACAGUGGUUUUAACCAAGGCUACAACUUUGCUGAGGCUGUCAACUUUUGCACUGCUGACUGGCUACCAGCUGGACGCCAGUGCAUCGAACACUACCGCCGGCUCCGGCGUUACUGUGUCUUCUCCCAUGAGGAGCUCAUCUGCAAGAUGGCUGCCUUCCCUGAGAAGCUGGACUUGAAUAUGGCUUUGGCUGUGCACAAGGAGAUGUUCAUAAUGGUGCAGGAGGAGCGACGUUUACGAAAGGCCCUGUUGGAGAAGGGCAUCACGGAGGCUGAACGAGAGGCUUUCGAGCUGCUCCCAGAUGAUGAACGCCAGUGCAUCAAGUGCAAGACGACGUGUUUCCUAUCAGCCUUGGCCUGCUAUGACUGCCCAGAUGGCCUUGUCUGCCUUUCACACAUCAACGACCUCUGCAAGUGUUCAAGUAGCCGGCAGUACCUUCGGUAUCGAUACACCUUGGAUGAACUCCCCACCAUGCUGCAUAAGCUGAAGGUUCGGGCUGAGUCCUUUGACUCCUGGGCCAACAAAGUACGAAUGGCUCUGGAGGUGGAAGAUGGCCGAAAGCGCAGCUUUGAAGAGCUAAGGGCACUGGAGUCUGAGGCCCGUGAGAGAAGAUUUCCUAACAGUGAACUGCUUCAACGAUUGAAGAACUGCCUGAAUGAAGCAGAAGCUUGUGUCUCCCAAGUCCUGAGACUAGUCAGUGGCCAAAAGGCUAGAGUUGAAACUCCACAGUUGACCCUGACAGAGCUCCAGGUCCUUCUUGAGCAGAUGGGCAGCCUGCCCUGUGCCAUGCAUCAGAUUCGGGAUGUCAAAGGUGUCCUGGAACAGGUGGAGGCCUACCAAGCUGAUGCCCGGAAGGCCCUAGGUUCCCUGUCCCCUAGUCUAGGGCUCCUGCGGUCCUUGUUGGAGAGGGGGCAGCAACUGGGUGUGGAAGUGCCUGAAGCCCAUCAGCUCCAGCAGCAGAUGGAGCAGGCACGAUGGCUAGAUGAAGUGAAGCAAGCACUGGCUCCUACAGCCCAAAAGGGUUCCCUGGUCAUCAUGCAGGCGCUGUUGGUUACAGGCACCAAGGUAGCCUCCAGCCCUUCUGUGGAUAAGGCCCGGGCUGAGCUUCAGGAGCUGCUGACCAUUGCAGAAUGCUGGGAGGAAAAGGCCCAUUUCUGCUUGAAGGACAGGCAGAAGCAUUCACCAGCGACACUGGAAGCCAUUAUCCAUGAGGCAGAAAACAUCCCUGUUUACCUGCCUAACAUUCAGGCACUCAAAGAUGCUCUGACUAAGGCACAGGCAUGGAUUGCUGAUGUGGAUGAGAUCCAAAAUGGUGACCACUACCCGUGCUUGGAUGACUUGGAGGGCCUAGUAGCUGUGGGCCGGGACCUACCUGUGGGUCUAGAAGAGCUGAGACAGCUAGAGCUGCAGGUACUGACAGCACACUCCUGGAGAGAGAAGGCAUCCAAGACCUUCCUGAAGAAGAAUUCAUUUUACACACUUCUAGAGGUGCUCUGCCCAUGUGUAGAUGCUAGCUCAGACGGCAAUAGACGGAGCCGGUGGAUGGAGAGGGAGCUGGGAUUAUGCAUAUCUGACACAGAGCUGCUGGGACUGUCUGCACAGGACCUCAGGGACCCAGGCUCUGUGAUUGUGGCCUUCAAGGAGGGGGAACAGAAAGAAAAGGAGGGUAUCCUGCAGCUGCGUCGCACCAACUCUGCCAAGCCCAGUCCACUGGCAUCAUCGACCACGGCUGCCUCUGCAACUUCCAUCUGUGUGUGUGGGCAGGUGCCAGCUGGGGUGGGAGCUCUGCAGUGUGACCUUUGUCAGGAGUGGUUCCACGGGGGAUGUGUGUCGGUACCCCGCCUUCUCAGCUCCCAAAGGCCCAGUCUCACCUCAUCCCCACUGCUGGCCUGGUGGGAGUGGGACACCAAAUUCUUGUGUCCUUUGUGCAUGCGCUCACGGCGCCCACGCCUAGAGACCAUCCUGGCACUGCUGGUAGCCCUGCAAAGACUGCCUGUGCGGCUGCCUGAGGGUGAGGCACUUCAGUGCCUCACAGAGAGAGCCAUUGGCUGGCAAGGCCGUGCUAGGCAGGUUCUGGCUUCUGAGGAUGUGACAGCUCUAUUGGGACAGCUGGCCGAAGUUCGUCAACAGCUCCAGGCUGAACCCAGGCUAGAGGAGCUCCCUACCCAGCUUUCAGCCCCUGCCUUUGAGCCUCUGAGAGGAGGAGGUAGCAAGGAUAUGCCUAAGGUCCAGGGGUUGCUGGAAAAUAGAGACAGAAUGACGUGUCCUGAGGAGGUAGCCCUUGCACAGGACCCAAGUAAGAGAGAUCUGGACCUGCUGUCCUCAUUAUUGCCACAGUUAUCUGGUCCUGUAUUAGAACUGUCCGAAGAAACCCGGGCCCCACUGGAGGAGCUCAUGUUGGAGGGUGAUCUGCUUGAGGUUACCUUGGAUGAAAACUACAGCAUCUGGCAGCUGCUGCAGGCUGGGCAGCCUCCAGACCUGAAGCGGAUUCGUACACUUCUGGAGCUGGAGAAGCCUGAGCAUCAAGGAAGUCGGACAAGGGUCCGGACAUUGGAGAAGCGACAGCGGCGACAACAGAAAGUAGAUCUGGGUAGAAAUAGCAAGGAUCUUCAAGAAGAGCUAGAGGCAAAAAAAGCCCGGAGCUCAGGAGUUAAGCCUGAGGAACAAGAGUUUGUUGAGGAAGCAGAACAUGAAAAUAUACUUCUAACACCGACAGACCAUAGUCCCAUUUUGAAAGGAAACCGGAAUAGCUUACAACAGAAAGAUUCAGAUCCUAUGAUCUCUUUACCUUCUUUAACCCCUUUACUACACUUGUCUUACCCUCGGCACCAAGUGUUGUGACAAGCAGCAUAAAAGUUGUUUUAUUUUGAAUUUCAUUGCUUUCUAGGCCUUCCUAAAUCCUGCACCUUCUUUCCUAUUGAGAAUUUGUCCCUUUAGUGUUUAAUGCCCUAAAGGAAGUGUUUUAAAGUCAUUUCCUAAGGACAGUGCACUGUAUGCCUCUUUCCAGAAGUCUCUUGGCAGCAGCAUUACUGGGUUUAGCAUACAGUGAUUUUCUAAGCCAGUUUCAUUCUAGACUGUGGCAAAUAAAACUUGAGAAAGGCAAA